AACUGCGUGUGAUGAUGCAGAGAUCGACUACUACCUGUUCUACCAGUUCUGCCUCAUCCCUGCAGUUGUACUCACACUCUUGAUGGCAGCUACAAAACCUCGCAGACAGAAGCUGUUACACUUUCUCUAUGGCCGUCCUGGUCUCGUCUUCCCCAUGGACACUCUGACAAGAUCUUCUAGAAUCUCCUAUUGCUGUGCAUUCGGUGCUAUUGGCUUCACAGUAUAUGAGAUCAUAUGGAAACAGCAGUACGCUAUCGAAUAUUCUGGUCCAGUUGUUGUGAAAGUGAUCGUGACAGUGUUAAUCUACGGUAUGGUCUACUUCCCGGUGUUUACAAGCCUGGCCCUGGGGACAGCCUUCUCUUACUUCCUAGGAUCGCUUUAUAUUUGGAUGUUCUUUGCCAUUGAAAUAUAUCAAGUCAACAAUUGUGAAUACGCUGCGGCACUGCGAGCUGUCAUACUGCUCCGAGCUUUACCCAAUCUGCUGUGUCAUGCCUACCUGAGUGUGGCCAUGCCAGUCAAGUUCUUGUUGGCCCUGAGGAGAAGGAAGUACUUCACCCCUAGCCUCGGAGAGGAUCCUCACUCGGAGACACUAGAACAGAUCAAAAAGUCUUUCCAAGGGAAACAUGUGACUAAGUUGCUGCGGAAACCUGAAGUUGUCAUACCACCUGUGGGGAAAAUGAAUAUUCUGAAGGCAUUCUUUGGGGAAUUCAUUAAGACAUGGAUGUACCGUACAGAGAGCGGUUUUCGGUACCCCUCGAGGCUGGCGUCGGUCAUGUUUAUAGCUGCUUUUAUUAUCUAUGUUGUAAUAUCAUGCAUAGUCUCGGUGUGUGUGUCAGCUGCUAUCGUCUACCUCAACAUGAUUCACAUGACGACGUCGUUUCG
Candidula unifasciata is the source of this 882-nucleotide messenger RNA. The record is from the annotation of a GenBank genome assembly. Lineage: Eukaryota; Metazoa; Mollusca; Gastropoda; Stylommatophora; Geomitridae.